Phymastichus coffea is the source of this 909-nucleotide messenger RNA. Its product is annotated as golgin subfamily A member 6-like protein 25. Lineage: Eukaryota; Metazoa; Arthropoda; Insecta; Hymenoptera; Eulophidae. The record is from RefSeq and is a predicted model, not a curated record. Bases 1 to 909 code for a protein of 302 amino acids. The transcript has a single exon.
AUGGAAGAGCAGAGGAGGAUAGAUGAGCAAGCAGUGGAACAAGCAAAGGAAACGGUGAGAAGGGUAGUUGAGAAGUUUGACGGAAAAUUGGCAGAGAUGGAAAAACGAAUGGAAGAAAGGAUGAGAGAGCAAGAAGAGAGGUUAGAGGCGAAAAUGAACAAACCGAAGAGAAACGGUAGAUGUAGGAGGGAGGAAGAAGAAAAGGAGAACGAGAGCGCAGAACACGAGAGCAACGUGGAACAAGAAAGGGAAGAGACACAGCGACCAGACGACGAUCAGCAAGGAACUAGGGAUAGGAGCAACGCGGAAGGAGGAGAAGAGCCAAAAGUAAACAAACCGGACGCAAUGAAAUUAGGAGAGUACGAAUGUGAAAUGAAGGAGAGAAGGAGCAGAAAAAACAAUGUAUUUAUUAGAGGAGUAAGGACUUCGGGAAAAAGAUUAAAAGAAGAAAUAGAAGGAAUAAUAUUAGGAACUACAAGGAAACAGUACAAUAUAGAAAAGAUGAAACUCUUAAGGGGAGGAUUACUACUGACCUUCGAACACUUUAGAGAUAAAAUUGAAUUUAUGGAGCAAGCGGAAGACUUUGAAAAAAUAGGAAUAAGAGUAGAAGAAGAGAGAACACCUAUAGAAAUAGAAGUACAGGAAUGGAUUGAAACGAUAGCAGAGCAGAAAAGGAAGAAACAUAACCAAGUGCAAGUGGGUUACUUAAAAAUAAUAAUAAACGGGAGGAUGAGCAUAUGGGACGAAAGAAGAGGAAAUAUAGUGGAGACAACAGAAAGGAUGUUUUUUCCGAUCAGGAGAGAGGGAGAGGAGCAACUGGAGAGGAGAGGGAGGCCACAGCAGGGAAACAGGGAGCAGUACCACGGCAGAGAACAGAACGAGUAUAGAAACAACAAUUCCAGAAGAUGA